Messenger RNA from Drosophila grimshawi, 1750 nucleotides. It is a transcript of the gene Idh3b, whose product is annotated as isocitrate dehydrogenase [NAD] subunit beta, mitochondrial. Gene Ontology annotation, cellular component: mitochondrion. Gene Ontology annotation, biological process: isocitrate metabolic process; tricarboxylic acid cycle. The record is from RefSeq and is a predicted model, not a curated record. Lineage: Eukaryota; Metazoa; Arthropoda; Insecta; Diptera; Drosophilidae. The transcript has 6 exons. The coding region runs from base 160 to 1275 and encodes 371 amino acids.
CAUUGUUCAAUUCGAUAAGUUGACAACAACCCUAGUCAGCUGUUACUGUUGGUUCCCGAUUAAAAUUUCGCAAAAGUAAAAUUGAAAAUUUAAACGCUUAUACAUUUAAGGUCUCUUUUAUUUUCAUUAAUAAAUAAAAUAGUCUAACGUAGGAUCAACAUGUCGAUGCUGGCUAGAACCCUAGGACGCAGCCUUUUGCAGCAGGCAGCCGCAGUGCGUCAACUUCAUCUCUCAGCAGCACUCAACGCUGAGGGCGCCUAUAAUGCUAAUAGAACCACCUGCACUCUGAUACCUGGCGAUGGUGUCGGCCCCGAGCUGGUCUAUUCGCUUCAGGAGGUUUUCAAGGCAGCGAAUGUGCCCGUUGACUUUGAAGCAUACUUUUUGUCGGAAAUCAAUCAAGUGUUGAGCGCCAAGCUGGAGGAUGUCGUGGCUUCCAUCCAAAAGAACAAAGUUUGCAUUAAGGGUAUUUUGGCCACACCUGAUUAUAGUAAUGAGGGUGAACUGCAAACGCUUAACAUGAAACUCCGCAAUGAGCUGGAUUUGUAUGCGAACGUAGUGCAUGUGCGCAGUUUGCCUGGUGUUAAGACACGCCACACCAACAUUGAUACGGUCAUCAUUCGUGAACAAACCGAAGGUGAAUACUCUGCUCUGGAGCAUGAGUCGGUGCCUGGUAUUGUCGAGUGCCUGAAGAUCGUCACUGCCAAGAAGUCGAUGCGUAUUGCCAAGUUCGCCUUCGAUUAUGCCACCAAAAAUAACCGCAAGAAGGUCACAGCGGUGCACAAGGCUAAUAUCAUGAAACUGGGCGAUGGCCUGUUUCUGAGGUCGUGCGAGGAAAUUUCCAAGCUGUAUCCCCGCAUUGAGUUCGAUAAGAUGAUUGUGGACAACACGACCAUGCAAAUGGUAUCCAAUCCAAAUCAAUUUGAUGUGAUGGUCACACCCAAUCUGUAUGGUGCUAUUGUCGAUAAUCUGGCCUCUGGCUUGGUCGGCGGCGCUGGCGUCGUUGCAGGUGCUUCUUACUCGGCAGAUGCGGUUGUGUUUGAACCGGGUGCACGUCAUACCUUCGCCCAGGCUGUCGGCAAGAAUCUUGCUAAUCCAACAGCCAUGCUAUUGUGCGGCACAAAGUUGCUGCGCCACAUCAAUUUGCCUACGUACAGUGAGGUUAUACAAAACGCCAUUAACCAGGUGCUUAAGGACGGCAAGGUGCGCACCAAGGAUUUAGGUGGCCAAUCCACCACGCAGGACUUUACGCGUGCCGUCAUUGCCAAUCUGCACUAGGCAAAGAAUCGAAUUCAGCAGCUGAAAUGGACACAAGAAUAGCUGCCCAGGGUUUAUGCCUACUUAGACAAUUUACUGUUGUUAUUGCCUACCAAAAUUGAAUUGUUAAAUACGCUUCACAUAUUUAGUUUGCCUUUCAUCUUUCAGUAUGAUUUCCCCCCCGCCCCCCCCAUAUUUUAAUGCAAUCUUUGAGUAUUAUUUCUGGCGAAUAUUUAAGUUUAGUGCAAAUACCUCGCCCCCCACCACAAAAAAAAAAAAAUUUUAGUUUUACGAAUUGGCCGUAUUGAUUAUUAUUUUAUGAUUAUCAUUAUUUUUUUGUGCAAAAUUCAAAUUGCAUUCGAAUUUUGUCACCAAAUUUAAGUUAAUGACAAGGAAGUGCAAAAGAAAAACAAUAAGAAAAAUCAAUUACUGUAAACCAACUCAAAGUGUAGCGAGAACUGUAAUGGAAAAAAUAAAAAAUAACUCAAUCAUCAAA